This is a messenger RNA of Triplophysa rosa, 1968 nucleotides long. It is a transcript of the gene smu1a, whose product is annotated as SMU1 DNA replication regulator and spliceosomal factor a. Gene Ontology annotation, biological process: mRNA splicing, via spliceosome. Gene Ontology annotation, cellular component: precatalytic spliceosome. The record is from RefSeq and is a predicted model, not a curated record. Lineage: Eukaryota; Metazoa; Chordata; Actinopteri; Cypriniformes; Nemacheilidae. The transcript is spliced from 12 exons. Gene Ontology annotation, molecular function: protein binding. Bases 87 to 1628 code for a protein of 513 amino acids.
GUGCAGUAGAAGAAGACUCGUGUGUUGUUCCUGUUGCGGUGUGUCGUCAGCUUCUCUUUGCGCUGCAGUUUUAACACAUUUCAAUAAUGUCUAUCGAAAUAGAGUCAGCGGACGUGAUCCGUCUGAUCAUGCAGUACCUGAAGGAAAAUAACUUGCAAAAGACUUUGGUGACACUACAGGAGGAGACCACAGUGUCCUUGAACACUGUGGACAGUAUUGAGAGUUUUGUAGCUGAUAUCAAUAGUGGUCAUUGGGAUACUGUCCUUCAGGCUAUACAGUCUCUCAAACUCCCUGACAAGACCCUGAUCGACCUUUAUGAACAGGUUGUUCUCGAGCUGAUUGAACUCCGAGAGUUGGGAGCUGCCAGAUCCUUGUUGAGGCAGACGGACCCCAUGAUCAUGCUGAAACAAACCCAGCCUGAGCGAUACAUCCACCUGGAGAAUCUUCUGGCUCGCUCGUAUUUUGACCCGAGAGAGGCUUAUCCUGAUGGCAGCAGUAAAGAGAAGCGUAGAGCUGCCAUUGCUCAGGCUCUGGCAGGUGAGGUCAGUGUGGUACCACCCUCACGUCUGAUGGCUCUGCUCGGACAGUCUCUGAAGUGGCAGCAGCACCAGGGUCUCCUGCCUCCCGGUAUGACCAUUGAUUUGUUCCGAGGUAAAGCAGCCGUGAAAGAUGUCGAGGACGAGCGUUUCCCCACACAGCUGUGCAGACACAUCAAGUUUGGUCAGAAGUCUCACGUGGAGUGCUCACGCUUUUCUCCUGACGGUCAGUAUCUGGUCACUGGAUCUGUGGAUGGAUUCAUUGAGGUGUGGAAUUUCACCACUGGAAAAAUCCGAAAGGAUCUGAAGUACCAGGCACAAGAUAACUUCAUGAUGAUGGAUGACGCUGUGCUCUGCAUGUCCUUCAGUCGAGACACUGAGAUGUUGGCCACAGGAGCUCAGGACGGAAAAAUGAAGGUGUGGAAGAUCCAAAGUGGCCAGUGUCUGCGGCGCUAUGAGCGUGCUCACAGUAAAGGUGUCACCUGUCUCAGCUUCAGUAAAGACAGCACACAGAUACUCUCUGCCUCCUUUGACCAGACCAUCAGGAUUCAUGGGCUGAAAUCAGGCAAGUGUUUGAAAGAGUUCAGAGGUCAUUCUUCAUUUGUGAAUGAAGCCACGUUAACUCCUGACGGACAUCAUGUGAUCAGCGCCUCCUCUGACGGAACUGUGAAGAUCUGGAACGUAAAGACCACAGAAUGCACCAGCACGUUCAAGUCUCUGGGUACUUCUGCUGGAACAGACAUCACGGUCAACAACGUCAUCCUGCUCCCUAAAAACCCUGAACAUUUCGUAGUUUGUAACCGCUCUAACACUAUGGUCAUCAUGAACAUGCAGGGCCAGAUUGUGAGAAGUUUCAGCUCUGGUAAAAGAGAAGGAGGUGAUUUCGUGUGCUGUACUCUGUCCCCGCGUGGCGAGUGGAUCUACUGUGUAGGAGAGGACUUUGUGUUAUAUUGUUUCAGCACAGCCACAGGAAAACUAGAGAGAACCUUGACCGUUCAUGAGAAGGAUGUCAUCGGUAUUGCACACCACCCACAUCAGAAUUUAAUUGCCACAUACAGUGAGGAUGGACUGCUUAAACUCUGGAAGCCAUAAUGUCACAGUCAUGUGGCUACUGCAUGAUUCGUUGGAGAUGAUAGAGAAGUGGGAUUAGGAUUUCUUGCCUUUUUUAGUCCCUUUUUGUACAUACCCGUUUUUUUUAGUGCAGUAUUUUUUUUACAAAUUGUCAAAUUUUUAAGAAAAUUUGGUUUGUGAAGCAUCUGUAACUUAUGGUAACAAACUUUUGUUUUUCAGUCUGGUAUCAUUUUUUUUCUCAUUCCUUUGAAUUUAAUGUCUCACCUUUGCAAUUAAAAGUUGACUAGUUGACUAUACUUUGUCUUUGUUGUGUAUUGUGUGUGUUUAACGGGAUAGUUCACCCAGGAAUAAAAUUGUCAUU